AUGGAGCAUCAGGAGCUGGACCUUGAGCUCAGCCUCCAGCCCUUCUCGGCGGCGGCGGCGGCGGAUCCUCCGGGAUUCUUCGUCUGCACCUACUGCGACCGCAAGUUCUACAGCUCGCAGGCGCUCGGCGGCCACCAGAACGCGCACAAGUACGAGCGCACCCUCGCCAAGCGCCGCCUGGAGAUCGCCGCCGCCAUGCGCGCGCACGGCGCCCGUCAGGUCGACGCCGCCGCCUCCACCUGCAGGCCAGGUGGGGACCAAGCGCCUGCAGUAGUGCAAUCUGCCGCCUUGCUGCGCGGCAAGAGCAGCUCUCUGGAGCACGGCGGCGUCGGGCGCGCCGACGAGUUGGACUUGUCUCUCAAGCUAUGA
Messenger RNA from Miscanthus lutarioriparius, 369 nucleotides. The record is from the annotation of a GenBank genome assembly. NCBI's taxonomy places the organism in Eukaryota, Viridiplantae, Streptophyta, Magnoliopsida, Poales, Poaceae.